AUGGGCACCAAACAGACCAAGGGCUGCCAGCCGGGCAGCGCUGGGGAGAGCCCCCCGGCCCACCACCACCGCAAGAAAGUACCCCCCAGGGAAAGGGGAGACUUCCUCGCCUCCCUCGUGGUGAAGUCCGGCGAGAAGUUUGGGAAGGGCGGUGGCAGCAGCUUGCCCCCUUACCACCGGCGGAUCUGCAUGAUCCAGGACAUGCUGGUGCUGGGGGAGCAGGGGGAGCAGGGGGAGGCCUGUGAGCUGCUGAACCAUCUCAUGGAGGAUUUGGGAAUGGAGUCAACCUCUCUGGAUGAUGUCCUCUAUCGAUAUGCCAGCUUUCGAAACCUGGUGGAUCCAAUCACUCAUGACUUGAUCAUCAGCCUUGCUAGGUACAUCCACUGCCCCAAACCGGAGGGGGACUCCCUUGGGGCCAUGGAGAAGCUUUGCCGGCAGCUCACCUACCACCUCAGCCCCCACUCGCAGUGGAGACGCCAGGGCAUCAUGAAGAGGAAACCGCAGUCCUGCUUGAAAGCUGUCCUGAUGGGGAAGCCUCAGGACAACACAGUGGACUUGUCGGGCAUCCCACUGACGCUGAAAGACUUGGACCGUGUCACGUCCUACCUCCAGCACAGCUCGGAGCACAUCGACACGGUGGAACUGUGCUUCACGGAGCUGACGGACGACAUGCUGCUGCAGCUGCUGCCAGCCCUCUGCGUGCUGCCCCACCUCACCACCCUCUCCCUCAACGGCAACCGGCUCACCAAAGCCAUCCUACGGGACCUCACCGAAACCCUGAAGGACCCCAAGAAGUUCCCCAGCGUCACCUGGAUCGACCUUGGCAACAACGUGGACAUCUUCUCCUUGCCGCAACCCUUCUUGGUCAGCCUAAAGAGACGAUGCCCAAAGCAAGGCAACUUGCCAACCAUUCUGGAGUUCGGCGAGGGUCAGGUAAGUGACUUGGAGAGCCAAGAUGGCCCGGCUGAGAGCCAGGAGGACCUGCGAGCUGGACCAGGCAAGACUGAUGACAUAGGCUUGCAGCAGAUGGCCAGAACAGUUGAGCCUGGGGAGCUCCCCAACUCAGAGCAAGGUGCUGCGACAUCCCAGACAUGA
Molecule: messenger RNA, 1095 nt
Organism: Tauraco erythrolophus (red-crested turaco)
Lineage: Eukaryota; Metazoa; Chordata; Aves; Musophagiformes; Musophagidae
Source: RefSeq, a predicted model, not a curated record